UGGUUUUCAAGGUUCAUCUCCCAAACACAUGCAUGUUCUCUUAUAGAACGUUCUCCAUCCCAUACAAAACCUUCAUUUAAUGCACCUCCUAUUCUACCAUUACAUAUUCGUGAAAAAUAUCCUCACUCUUCCUCUGUCUCUAACUUGGAGCCAUCUCACCAUGACUUCUCUUUCUCUUGCUAUGCUCCUUUUAAUCCUCUGCGUUUCUGUGCAUGCAUGCACCGCUCGUUCUCUUAGUCUUACCAAAAAAGGCACCCCACAUAAGGAAUUAGACAACGCCAACUCAUUGGAGACUAAUCAAUCGCAGCAACAGAAAGUCGGAAAUGAUGAAAUAAAAACUUGUGAGAGUUGUAGCAGUGUAUCAACGAUUUCGAAAGAAGUGAAUCAAGUGAUCAUAGGGGAAUCUUCAGGCACAUCUUUUCAAACGGAUUCACCAUCCUUUCUUGCUCCUAAGGAUGAGAGGAGGCAUGCGCGGUCAAUGCUGGGACCUGCUCAGCACCACCUUGAAGAAACAGUGAUUACAAACGCCAGUGACACCACAGAGGACAUUGUUGAAAUGGAUUAUGCUCAACCCCAUCGGAAACCACCCAUUCACAAUGAAAAGCACUGAUUGCAUGCAUGCUUUAUUUAAUUAUUUUUCCAACAAUCUUUCGUGCCAUGUAGUUUUGGCCUUUCCAUCAUGUAUGGAAAUGUUGGGUUAUUUACUUUUAAUUAAAACUACAAUUUCACUAUGAUUAUGAUGUGUGCUGAACAUAUAUAUUUUCAUGAUUGUUGGUGUUUGGCAUAAAACGAG
This is a messenger RNA of Cajanus cajan (pigeon pea), 793 nucleotides long. It is a transcript of the gene RGF6, whose product is annotated as root meristem growth factor. Lineage: Eukaryota; Viridiplantae; Streptophyta; Magnoliopsida; Fabales; Fabaceae. The record is from RefSeq and is a predicted model, not a curated record.